AUGGCACUCAACCGAGAACAUUUUCGCGCCAUAACUUAUUACAACUUUCAGAGACAAUUAUCGCAACAAGAAUGCGCUGCUGAGUUACUGACUGUUUUCGGCAACGAAGCGCCACAUCAGUCGAUAAUUUCCCGUUGGUAUGGAGAAUUCAAACGUGGACGGGUGAGUCUUAGCGACGAUCCCAGGGUGGGUGCACCAAAAACUGCAGUCAUCCAGGAAAACUUCGAUGCUGUGCGCAAACUCAUCAUUGAAGAUGGACAUGUGACAUAUCGCGAGAUUGAGGCGUCCUUGAAGAUCUCAAAUACCUCAGUUCAAAAAAUUUCACAUGAAGAAUUAGGAGUAAGAAAAUUAGUUUCUCGUUGGAUACCCCACCUGUUGACUGAAGAGCAGAAAGCAGCCAGGGUUAAUUGGUGUCAAAAAACGCUUGACCUUUUCAAUUCCGGAAACUCAAAAAAUGUGUACUGCAUUGUUAGUGGUGAUGAAUCGUGGAUUUACUGUGAAGAAAAGCCAACAAAAGUCAUCCGUUCUCGAAGUGUUUCGAAAAGGAUGGUCGCGACAUUUGUGUCAAAAGCGGAUUGGUAUACCACCAUUUGUUUGCCAAAAGUCAUCACCGAGCUUCGAAAAAUCAACCCCGAAAGAAGAAUCAUCCUCCACCAAGACAAUGCAAACUGGCACACAGCCCAAAAAAGAAGGCAGUAUUUAACGGAAGAAAACGUGGAAUUAUUGGACCAUCCUCCAUAUAGUCCCGAUCUAACUCCUAACGAUUUCUUUACUUUCCCGAAAAUUAAAAACAGACUGCGUGGUCAAAGGUUCCAGUCACCAGAAGAAGCAGUUGACGCAUUCAAAAAUGCCGUUUUGGAUCUGCCACCAAACGAGUGGAAUAAAUAUAUUAAUCUUCGUGGAGAAUACUGGUGCAGACAACGGUCACUCUGGGAUCAGGAAUGGAACAGUAUUGUCAUUAGUGACGAGUCUCGAUUUUGUUUAGGCAUGCACGAUGGUCGUGCCAGGGUUAGAAGGCGACGUGGUGAAAGGAGGAAUCCACAGUUUUUUGUCGAAAGACAUGUUCAUCACACUGUUGGAGUUAUGGUUUGGGGUGCUAUAGCUUAUGGUUCCAGGUCAUCUUUAAUCUUCAUCAGAGGUAACAUGAACGCGCAGCGUUAUAUCCACGAAGUUCUAGAACCCCAUCUUUUACCCUAUCUUGACACCCUGGCAGAUCCAACUUUCCAACAAGAUAAUACCCGACCACAUGUUGCAAGAGUCACAAUAGACUUCUUUCAACAUAAUGAUGUCACAUUGUUACGAUGGCCACCAAGAUCUCCCGACUUAUCCCCAAUUGAGCACGUGUGGGAUAUGAUGGGUAGGAGAUUGCUCAAUUUGCAACGUCCUCCUCAGACUCUAGAAGCACUUCGAGAGGAGUUGAUGGUUGCCUGGAAUGAGAUACCACAGGAAGACAUUGACCACCUGAUCAGAAGCAUGCCUAGGCGCGUUGGAGAAUGCGUAGCACAUCAGGGUGCAUCCACACAUUAUUAA
This is a messenger RNA of Acanthoscelides obtectus, 1530 nucleotides long. The record is from the annotation of a GenBank genome assembly. Lineage: Eukaryota; Metazoa; Arthropoda; Insecta; Coleoptera; Chrysomelidae.